UGACAAACAAAUUUGUGAAAACGUCACAUCCGGCGAGUGUCAGUGACCAACCGAAAAUGUCAAUUUGGGAGACUUCUUUUCCCUGACAGGUCUGCUGCUACGGCAGAGACAGGACACCCAGAAAGGAUGGAUGAAUUCCCUGUCAGUCUAAGUGAGGUGGUGUGUCUUGGAGCCAGUUUUGCCCUUUCAGGCAUCUGCUACUAUUUGUACAGGAAGAGCCGCACAACAGUGGACAUGCUUCAUGAUGCGCCACACUUCAACAUAGAUGGGAAACUCAAAGACAUUCUGAAAGUUACUCCAGGAGCAUGUCUAAAAUAUGCUGUUAUCGAAGGUUCUGUGCAACCCCUAGAGGAGCCUCUUAUGAGUCACUACCAAAAAGAAAGUGUUGGAGUGUUGCAGAAAUUCAUGUUGAGAGAACACAGGCGGGUGUGGAAUGGCUUGUCACGCACAUGGACUGACAGUGAACGAGUCUUGCAUGAGAGAGUCAAUAUUGUGCCAUUUGGGCUGGUGGGACCAGAUGAGACCACAGUUGAAGUCCUGUGCCCUCUGCAGGCCUCUGGAGUCCACAUGGAAAUGACCCACCAGAAGUUCCAUCAGGCCACCUCCAGUUUGGGGGACCUCUUAGGACAAUACCUGAGUGGAGAGAAGCUCAAAGGGCAAUUGGAGACUGAGGACAUGCUCAAAGUGGGUACUAUCCUUACAGGUGUAGGCGAGUUGGUGCUGGACACAGAUGGCACCCUGAGUCUUCGACCGCCGUCUAACGGUGCAGAUUACAUUUUGAGUAUCACAGAUUUUGACACCUUGCUAGGAGAGCACAAGAGCACAGCAUCUUGGUGGAAGACGUUAGCCAUUGUUUUUGCUUUGGCGGGGGCAGCGGUCGUCCUCUGGGUCGGUCGGAGCUACUACAACCAACUAAAAGUCCGCUGGGAGCUGGAGCGGGAGAGGAGGCAGUUUGAGAGACUGCGGGAUGAAGGACGGAGGGUCGAGGCAGCGGCGACGGGCCCCGACGCCCCUCAAGAUGCAGCAGAGGAACGCAUCGAGAACACCUGUGUGAUCUGCCUCACUCAGCAACGGGACUGCAUUCUAUUAGACUGUGGACAUGUGUGCUGCUGCUACCAGUGUUACCAGGCACUUCCACAACCCCGAUGCCCCAUAUGCAGGCAGAUGAUCAACAGAGUGGUGCCUCUUUAUCACAUGUGAAGUGGUCUUUGCAUAUGGUCUUUACACCUCAAAUUGUACUGUACUGGACUAUAUUGAAUAUACUGUCGAAAUCUAAGUAAUCAGGGAAUAGUGCAAAUACUUCAUGACAAUUUAAGUGAAAUCCCUUAAAUUGUCUGUGUAAAAUGAAGUGAUAAGAAAGUGAUGUAUUUCCUACAUGUUUGUUCUGUGCCUUAUUCAGGUCAUUUCAAUGGCUGCUGCUGUUUCACAAUAAUAGGAUGUAACUAAAUAGCUGUCUACUUUGUCAAAAGGGUCUACACAUUACUUUCAAGCAGUGUCGACAAACUAAUAUCACAUUUUGAGUUGCUUUAAACAACUAAACAAAUACACAUUUUUGCCAGCGAGCUUGAAAGAAUUUCAGUCACCCUGAUGUUAAUGUGAAAUAAAUGCUCUGUGGACAGGUGAGUGUGAGCGAGACAAUAAAACAUUGUUCUUAGCAAUA
Molecule: messenger RNA, 1660 nt
Organism: Sphaeramia orbicularis (orbiculate cardinalfish)
Lineage: Eukaryota; Metazoa; Chordata; Actinopteri; Kurtiformes; Apogonidae
Gene: mul2
Product: mitochondrial E3 ubiquitin protein ligase 2
Exons: 6
Coding region: 127-1200 (357 amino acids)
Biological process (GO): organelle organization; protein ubiquitination
Molecular function (GO): ubiquitin-protein transferase activity
Source: RefSeq, a predicted model, not a curated record